AUGUACAUACACAGAAAUACACACACACAGACACAUGUACACACAUACACAGACACAUGUACACACAGACACAUGUACGUACAUACACACAGACACAUGUACACACACAUACAUGUACAUACACGCAGACACAUGUAGAGAUACACACAUGUACAUACACACAGACACAUGUACAAUUGUACAUGCAUACACAGACACACACAGACACACACACAUGUACACGUACACGUACACACACACACACACACACCAUAAAAAUGUGCAGUACUUCGUUGUUCACUCACAGGUCCGGGCACUGCACUCUAGGAGGAGGCAGAGAGCACAGCACACACUCCUUCUUUGCUUUCACUGCGCUCAGCUAUUGAGCAGUCUGACGGCUCCCAGUACCAAUGACAGAUCCGACCUGAGCUCCGAGCCUGCUCAGCAAGACGGCCCUGGGGGACACAUUCGCCCCCACCAUAAUUUCCACUCGCCAUUGGUGAGCAGGCGAGUUGAAAUUUCAAGCCCUGCCAUAAACCCUAUU
This is a messenger RNA of Staurois parvus, 523 nucleotides long. Lineage: Eukaryota; Metazoa; Chordata; Amphibia; Anura; Ranidae. The record is from the annotation of a GenBank genome assembly.